Messenger RNA from Mangifera indica (mango), 2215 nucleotides. RefSeq names its product protein SHORT-ROOT-like. Gene Ontology annotation, molecular function: sequence-specific DNA binding; DNA-binding transcription factor activity. The record is from RefSeq and is a predicted model, not a curated record. Bases 502 to 2001 code for a protein of 499 amino acids. Gene Ontology annotation, biological process: radial pattern formation; regulation of DNA-templated transcription; negative regulation of mitotic cell cycle. NCBI's taxonomy places the organism in Eukaryota, Viridiplantae, Streptophyta, Magnoliopsida, Sapindales, Anacardiaceae. The transcript has a single exon. Gene Ontology annotation, cellular component: nucleus.
ACCCAUUUGCUGAUCUCGACCUUGUUAUCUUUUUCUCUCUUUUUUUUCUCUUUCAUCUUUUGUCAGACUCAUUCCUAUUUCUAAAACCCCAACUCCAUGGUAACUUUCCUUGCUACGUCUUUCAGAGAACCCUAGAUUAGUUAAUUUGCCUAACAAUUUAUUUUUUUAUAAGGAAAAAUGAAGAAUCCCAAAAGCUAGAAAAAGAAAUCCCCAACCAACCCCACUUCAUUCUUCAUCGAUUACACAAAAAGAAAAGCAAUGUUUUUGCUAUCUUACUUGUGGAUUUCCAUCUUCCACCCUUCUUAUUUUGUGUUAAUGAAAAAACCUAAACUAAAAUCCAAUUUUGAGAUCCUCCUUUAAUCAUUUCUCUGUCCCAGUUCCACUGUUAAAAACUCACAAACCUCAGCCUUUCUCUUUUGUUCAAAUCCCCCGGAAAAAAAUAAAACCCUUCUCACUUGAUCAAAACUCUCUCUAAUAUUGAUGUUGCUCUCUUCGGGUUAAAUGGAUACUUUGUUUGGGCUUGUUAGUCUUCAGUCUGAUCAAUCUUUCAACUCUAGCAGAACCUCAAGUAGCUCAAGAUCCUCUAGACAAAACAACCACAACAAUUACUGCCAACAAGAAGACGAAGAAUGCUUCAACUUUUUAAUGGAUGAAGAAGACUUCUCCUCGUCUUCUUCCAAACACUACUAUCCUUAUCAUCAACCCCACCCUUCUAACACCACCGCUACUCCCACCACCACCACAACUAACACUAGCACUCCUACCCAUCAACUCUUUGAAGCCACUGACUUCUCUUUCUCCCCUUCUCGGGACCUCAAUUUCGAAUUUUCUUCCCACUGGGCUACCGAUAUUCUCCUUGAGACAGCACGCGCUGUUGCCGAUAAAAACAGUGCUUGUCUUCAGCAGUUGAUGUGGAUGCUUAACGAGCUCAGUUCUCCCUAUGGUGACACCGAUCAAAAGCUCGCUUCUUACUUUCUUCAAGCCUUGUAUAAUCGCAUAAGAGAUACUGGAGACCAGUGUUACCGUACUUUAGCGUUGGCGUCAGAAAAGACUCGUUCUUUCGAGUCAACAAGAAGGAUGGUGUUGAAGUUUCAAGAGGUAAGCCCUUGGACUACUUUCGGUCAUGUAGCUUGUAAUGGUGCGAUCAUGGAAGCCUUUGAAGGGGAAAACAAUUUACAUAUUAUCGAUAUUAGUAACACAUAUUGCACACAAUGGCCUACUUUGCUCGAAGCCCUUGCCACUCGAACGGACGAGACCCCCCACCUGAGGCUAACCACUGUUGUGGCUACAAAAUCGGCUGGUAGUAAUUCUGGUGCUGGAGGUUUAGCCACUGUGCAAAAAGUGAUGAAAGAAAUAGGCAACAGGAUGGAGAAAUUUGCUAGGCUUAUGGGUGUCCCUUUUAAAUUCAAUGUUAUUCACCACGUUGGUGAUUUAUGCGACCUAAAUUUAGGUGAACUAGAUAUCAGAAACGAUGAAGCUCUUGCUAUAAACUGUAUUGGUGCUUUCCAUACAAUCAGAGCCGUUGAUAAUAGUAGAGAUAUUCUGAUAUCAAAUUUGAGAAGGCUACAACCAAGGAUAAUCACUGUUGUUGAAGAAGAAGCUGAUCUUGAUGUGGGCAGUGAUGGGGUUGAAUUUGUUAGGGGUUUUGAAGAAUGUGUAAGAUGGUUUAGGGUUUACUUUGAGUCGCUAGAUGAAAGCUUUUCAAGAACAAGCAAUGAACGGUUGAUGCUUGAGCGAGCAGCCGGGCGUGCGAUGGUGGACCUGGUGGCUUGUCAACCAGCAGAAUCGAUCGAACGGCGGGAGUCAGCCACGCGCUGGUCGCAACGCCUCCAUGCAGCAGGGUUUAGCCCUACCAUGUUCAGUGAUGAAGUGUGUGAUGAUGUACGCGCCUUGUUGAGGAGGUACAGGGAUGGCUGGUCAAUGGCACAGUGCCCUGAUGGCGGAAUUUUCUUGUCUUUUAAAGAACAAACGGUGGUUUGGGCAAGUGCGUGGCGGCCAUAAUUGCUUGAUUUGAUGUUGAAAGAUUGAAGAUUGAAGAAGAAAAGAUUGAUGAAGAUGAAGAUGAAUCAGUCGUGUUUUAUCAAGUUAUAGAGUGAUUCAAUUCACACGUGUGGUAUGGUUUUUUUUCUCUUUAGCACGUGCAUGCAUGAGUUGGGUUGGGGAUUGUUGAGUGUGUUAAUUGAUUAAUAUUAGAAGAAAGAUUAUUUGAUGAUGA